AUGUUACUUCGUUUUAAUAAUAUUACCGCUAUAUUAAUCGGUUUAACUUCAGCUACUGAUGCUUUUAAUAAUAGCAGUAAUUGCUCGCAAUACGGUAAUCCACCUCGGCCAGUUAUUAACACUAUUGACGGAUUUCUUAAUAGUUUUAUAAAACUAUGCCAAACUGGAAUAUCUAAUAAUACUUUUCUACUACAAAUUGAUACUGGUGAAUUAUUAAAUUAUACUGAUCUAGAUGGAAACAAACGUCAUGCAUGUGUCUAUAAUGGCAAACAAAAGCAACAACAAUUGCCGUUAGUUGUUUGGUUGCACGGAGCACUCAUCUCUUCUGACUUUGGAAUUGAACAGCAUUAUUGA
Rotaria sp. Silwood1 is the source of this 354-nucleotide messenger RNA. Lineage: Eukaryota; Metazoa; Rotifera; Eurotatoria; Philodinida; Philodinidae. The record is from the annotation of a GenBank genome assembly.